AUCGUGAAGCGUGAAGCGGGAGUGAUUCGAAUUAACCAACAGACGUUGACGUUGAUAUCAUGGCGACGAUGGUGAUGAAGUUGUUGUUUCAACUUCUUUUGUAUUGAAAGUGCAGCUGACAAUAAAGCCCUUUUCAUCAUCAUUCAAAGAGCUCCUGUUUUAAGCUUGAAAGAUAUCCUUCCUCCCUAUAUGUCAUCAUUUCAAAGUACAAAGACAAAUAUCUCGAGAUAUUCAGGCACUCAGCCCAGCCGACGCCACGAUUUUACUACCAAGUAUGAUACGAAUCGCAAGUCGAAUACCUAGGUCUCAUCUAUCUAAGAAGCUCCAGCUUGUUAUCAAUCAUUUCCCAAACCACCCAGCCUCAAACGAGACCUUUACCCCUUAAAUCUAUAAACAACAACAGAAAACCUUAUUCCUCCACAACAUCUACAGCCUCCGAAAGUUCAUCCGUUCGGAUCUCAAGAUUCCCGUCUUCCUCAAACCUUCUACGCAUGAAGAAUUCUUAUUAUAUCAGACCAUUGGAUGUUUUCGAAGCUUCACGGGUAAUGUUGGGAUGACAGCCAUCUUUGCAUCUCGCUUCACUUCAUCCAUGUUUCAUCCCCUUUUUUCUUUCAAUCCUUACAACACAUCAAUCCAGUUUUUCUUUAUCAUUAUCCCCAACUUCCCCCAGCAGAUCUGAGAAAUCUCCACGAGCUCAAUUAAUACUCUAUACAACAUAAGCCUUGUCCAUACAUUCGAUGUAUCAUGACCAUGUGAAUAUCAUUCAAUUUGUAAUGCAGUGAACCCCGGUUUCUGCUCGAAUCAUGAUAUCUGCGAAUCAAGCAAAGCGAUAGAGUUGAGUAGACAUGGGAUUGGCAUGUUGAUAGGUACCCCUUUGAAAUCAUCUCUUAAUAGAUAUUGGAUGAAUUUUAUGAUGAUGGCUUUGGGAAGCGAGAGGCGCAGGUUUGAGUCUGGAUCCUCGUUUUGAGUUCGUGGGAUGUUGAUGGUUCGAUGAAGAAAAGAUAUAAAGACGAUGACCUCGAAGUAUGGGGAUUCGUUUUAUCACUAUUUUCAUCUAGUUCUUUAUCCAUCUAUCCAUCUAUCAAUCAUUGAUUAAUUUCUUGUUUAUACGCAAUUACUUGUUACCGGUCGACUUCAUUAAAUCAUCACCAUCAUUAAACAGUCUUCUGCAUUUUUUAUCGCUCAACACCUGAAUAAACAUACCCACCAGCAACCAUGCAGUUCACACUCGUCACUAUUCUUUCUUUCGUCGCCAUUACGAUUGCCACACCUAUUCAACUCGCAGCACGCGCAGUAGAUGCAUCGACUGCCUCAAUGACCGAUGCUCAGGGAAACGUCGUUAGCUUCGACUCUGCUAGUGUUAACCAAGCUGCCAAGAACUCUGGCAUGUAAAUCAAUUGCAUGUCUGGAUUUCACAGCUUCCAUUCUCAAUAUAUGGAUACACGGAGUUUGAACUCAAUGAACUCUUGAAGGGGAUGCGUAAUGAAGCUCAUAUGGUCGAGAUUUCGUGUUGUAUUGUUUGGUUGUUGUCAACUUGGUCUUGGAGAAACUUAUGCGGCAUAGAUUGUAUUGCGUUGGUGUUUCUUUCAUGGUAGUUGUCCAUUGAAUUGGGUUGGAUUGGUAUCGUCGGAGUAGGAUAUAGGAGUAGAUCAUAUUGAUGAUCAAAUCUGCACUUUAUCACUGGUUUUUAAUUUCAUAUCAUAACCCACAAUCACUUUCAUCAUGAAUGGCCAUUAGUAUCUCUCUUACAGGAAGAAUGGCAAGUACAUGUCUCAUUCAUCGAGGAUUAUUCUGACUCUUACGGUUACCUUCAUCGGCUGUAGUUAGGCGGAUAUUGGUUGUAUCGCGUCGACAACAUCUCAAUCAUUUCUUUCCAAUUUCCAAUCCAAGCUCAUAUAUGCGCAUAAUCUUUGUCACAAGAAAAGCAAAACAUUACUUGUAUGUAAUGUCUACCUGAUGGUCGUCCAAUCUGAUAAGCUAAGCCUUCUCGAAGCUUUCUAUCACGGACAAUCAUCCGAACCUCAAAUGUGGGGAAAGGUUCCACUAAAACUUUACGCCU
Molecule: messenger RNA, 2059 nt
Organism: Botrytis deweyae
Lineage: Eukaryota; Fungi; Ascomycota; Leotiomycetes; Helotiales; Sclerotiniaceae
Exons: 4
Coding region: 1216-1392 (58 amino acids)
Source: RefSeq, a predicted model, not a curated record